UCGGAUUGUUGAGGGCGGCCGGGAGAGCCAGAGAAUGGUCAAAGAGAUCGAAACUCUAAGCGAAGAUGAAAGACGCGCGCUUAGAGGCAGUAAAUUCGCUCCUCUUCCUUCUCUAUCUCGCACUUCCAGUUCUCAGCCCAGAUUGGCUCAUCCUGGUGGACCGGUGACCACAAACAAAGCGGCGGCAUUAGCAAAGUUUCUUGAGAGAAAACUGAAGGAGCCUGAUGGUUUGGCGUCUAUUAACCCUGAUCUUCUUGAAGUCGCUGUCAAUGAUGCCAAACAGACUGUUUUUGCUACAAGCAGUACUUCGAAUCCAGAAAGAAUUGUCCGGCACGUAGACUCCUUUGGUAACACUGACACUGAGGAUUCAGAAGGUGAGAAGAAUGAACUUUCUCAAGUGAAGGAAUGUAAGAAGAGAAAGAGCAAGAAGAAAAAAGACAAAAAGAGAAACAAAAAGCGGAAGAAAGUUGAGGAUCCUGGACUCGCUGUCGUCAAAAAGCAUAAAAAGAAGUUCAAGUUCUGAUUUAUUCUGGUUGACAGCCGCGGAUGUUGAAUCUACAUCCUCUUUCAUGGUUUGGACAUCAGACAUGGUUGCCUUGUAAUUUGAGGUUUAUACCAUGUUUCUUGUGGGUUUUCAGAUGGAGGAUUGAGGUCAGUGGACUUUUGCCAUGAGUUCCUUACUUGGGCAGCUGAAUUACAAGCAAC
Molecule: messenger RNA, 705 nt
Organism: Neltuma alba
Lineage: Eukaryota; Viridiplantae; Streptophyta; Magnoliopsida; Fabales; Fabaceae
Exons: 5
Coding region: 35-523 (162 amino acids)
Source: RefSeq, a predicted model, not a curated record